AUGCUGGGCUUCGCUCGCACCCUUAGCUGCCUGUUGGCCCUCACUGCCGCCACCUUCCAGGCCCAGGCCCAGGAGAGCGGCGGUAACCCCAGCCUGGUAGUCCGCAAGGACUAUAUACAUCCCUUGGUAACUCCCGUCAACGGUGGCAUCUAUCGCCCCGAGACGGAAGUCUUCCACCCUCUAGUGACACGUGUCCCCGAGCCCAGCCCUCCUCACUUCAGGCGCGAUGAAGAAGGUGCCAGGAAAGGCAAGGGCAAGAACGACCGCGUCAAUGCCCCUGAUUCCGCUGCCGCUGCCGCUGCCGCUCCUGCCCCGCCUCCACCGGACAAGAGCGGCAAGAUCUCGCUGCACUACUCGCCCAUGUUCAUCGAGAUGCCGCCCGGGUUCAAGGUCACGCCCAAGCAGAUCGUCAACUGGAUGGUCGUCGGCAACCGCACCCUCAUCAACGCGGACCGGCUCAUCACCAUCACCCCGGGCGUCGGCGUCACCUUCACGGGCUACGACCGGACCAUCCAGGGCCGCCUGCUGCCCAUGCUGCACCAGAUGCUGCUCGACAAGGCGGCCAACUCGUGCGGCCUGGCCGGGUACACCGCCGGCGCCGGCGCCAAGGGUCAGGGUGCCGAGCGGACGUGGCAGCUCAUGAGCGCCGUGGGCCUGCGGGCCACGGACCACGAUGGCAAGGUCGUCGCGCAGAUCGGCUACGAGCUCGUCGACCCGGACGCCAAGGACGACGGCGACGAGCAGCCGGCGGCAGAGGGCGACGCCAGCGGCAACAAGGGCGAGAAGAAGAAGGCGGACCCCGCGGGCUGGGAAAAGGGCAGCAAGAACUGGCACAAGAUGUGCCUGUGGUCCAAGAUCGUGCCGGACGGCAUCAAGGUCCUCCAUACCGACGGCACCAUGUGGCUCAAGGCGCUCGACAAGUACCGCGGCUGGAACGAGCACUUCGGCCAGGAGCACUACGCGCGCGAGAUCGACAAGCUCAUGUGGGAGGGCGAGAAGAAGCGCAUCCCCAUCCAUCCCGACCUGCGCGACCGCCUGCUCGACGGCCGGGGCAUCCCGAGCCUGUCCGAGGCGGAGAUCGACUCGCCCCAGGACCUCGAGCAGUCUUCUUUCGAGGAGAUCAUGUCGCGGCUGUCGGCCGACGACGAAGAGCGCGAGCGCAUGAGGACCAGCACCUCGACCGGACCCCCGGGCGGUGGCGGCAGAGGAGGCCCGCCCACGGACGCGCCCGACGGCCAUGACCAGGGCUACGACGCGGACGACUCGGGAGCUUCCACGCCCGAGGAAGAGCAGGAGCUGGCCAGGGCCCGCCAAGAGGACGGGGCCAUGGCGCUGCGCCAGGCGAGGUGCAGAUGGUUCGACAACUCGGGCAACUGGGAGCAGAUGAUCCCGACCAUCCAGGAGGAAGAGAGGAUCGAGACCGACCAGGGGGUGCACAUCCUCCCAACCAUCCCGGAGGGAGACGAGCCCCCUCGCGAAGAGCUGGACGAGCUGCGCCGCAUACCCCCGCCGAGGAACAAUCUACCCCGUCUCCGUUCGAGCGGCGUGAGCGGUGCCGAGCGUCUCCGUUCGAGCGUCAAGUUCCGCCGGGCCCUGGACCUCGCCGCGAGGGACGACGACAAGGACAGCAUCAACGGCGGGCCGGACGCAGCACCCGCCGAGAACGCCACCCUGCUCCUCACGCGCGCCAUGGCCCACGCGCAGCUCCUCGGCGCCGCCGUGGCCUCCCUCCCCGCCGCCGUCAACGACAGCGCAACGCACCCGGAGCUCGCGGCCCUCAAGGACCUGACGGCCCAGCUGCAGGGCGCGCUCUCGCUGAGCGGCGCCCUCGACGGCACGCCCUCGGCCGACGACACGCUGAGCCUGCUCUACAUCCCCUACUUCACGUGGCGGCACAACCUCCGCCGCACGGACCCGGAGAAGUACGAGCGCAUCCAGGCGCUGCGGCGGCAGAGCAAGGAGGCCGUGCGGCGCGCCAAGUCGGAGCAGCGCGGCGAGCGCUGGGAGCACCACCGCGGCCUGCUGAGCGCCAAGUGGGAGCGCGUCAUGGCGGCGCGCGAGCGGCGCAAGGCGGCCAAGGCGGCGCACAAGGCCGACGAGCCGCCCUACGCGUGGCGCGGGCCCAAGCCGCCCGUGCACAUGCCCGAGGAGCUCGUCGAGCAGGAGGAGUGGCGCCCGCACGUCGGCGAGCCGUGCUGCGGCGGCGAGGCCCCCACCGACCACGACGAGACGACGCAGCAGCUCCAGAAGCUGUACGACGACCUGCUGGCCGUCGACCACCCCAAGGACGGGCACCGCCGCACCAAGCUCUUCCACGCGAGCUUCUGGGAGUCGACCGUCGACCCCAAGUGGGCGCCGAAGCAGGCGGCCAGCGACGUGCACAAGGCCAUCGGCGCCAUCGACCACAUCUGGAAGUACGCCAAAUGGGGCGUGGGCCAGGUCGAGAUGGUGCGCUCCCUCACCUGCGACUACCACUUCUCCCCCGGCCACUCCAAGGCGCGCCGGCAGCUCGGGGCCGGCGACGGCGAGGAGGAGGAGCGCAGCGUUGACUUUGAGGGGUGGUGCGCGGCCAACCUCUCGCCGUCCGAGGACCUGUUCACGGGCGAGAUCAUGCCCCCGGCGGAAUAA
This is a messenger RNA of Thyridium curvatum, 2628 nucleotides long. RefSeq lists its product as uncharacterized. The record is from RefSeq and is a predicted model, not a curated record. The transcript has a single exon. NCBI's taxonomy places the organism in Eukaryota, Fungi, Ascomycota, Sordariomycetes, Thyridiales, Thyridiaceae. Bases 1 to 2628 code for a protein of 875 amino acids.